This is a messenger RNA of Microstroma glucosiphilum, 3906 nucleotides long. RefSeq lists its product as hypothetical. Gene Ontology annotation, cellular component: Lid2 complex. Gene Ontology annotation, molecular function: ubiquitin-protein transferase activity; sequence-specific DNA binding; chromatin binding. The transcript is spliced from 5 exons. Gene Ontology annotation, biological process: histone catabolic process. The coding region runs from base 1 to 3906 and encodes 1301 amino acids. The record is from RefSeq and is a predicted model, not a curated record. Lineage: Eukaryota; Fungi; Basidiomycota; Exobasidiomycetes; Microstromatales; Microstromataceae.
AUGGCCCUUGUCCCUGCCGGCAGUGGGGCGGGCCACCAUGGUGGCGCAGUCAAGAGGCUGCAGCCCGGCCAAGUGACGCGUGUGGCCAUCCGCGACGGCAAGACAAUAUCUAUCAACGAUUAUAUCUAUGUGACUACCGCCUGGGCUCCUGGGGCGGGAGAACCCUACCUCAUCGCCCGAGUCAUGGAGUUUGUCACAACCGCGAGCUCGCGCAACGGCAGUGCGAGCCUCACAAAUAACUCUGGCACUCUUCAAGUGCGAGCAAACUACUUCCUUCGAAUGAGAGAUAUAUCGCAUCGCAUCAGCAGCGACUCUCGACUUUUAGUAGCAACAAUGCAUUGCGAUCUCCUCGCACUAGACAAUGUACGCGGCCUCUGCGAAGUCAGGCAUCGCGAGCUGAUUGGAGAGGCGCCUGAAGUCGGCGCAUGGAAGAAGAGAGACGAUCACUUCUACUAUCACCAAUUCUUUGACCGGUAUGCCCACCGCUUCUACGACGUAGUACCGACUUGGAAGUUGCAAAAUGCCCCCGCCGAGGUCCUUUCAUUGUUGCGCAAAAGGUAUUCCUUCAUCCUAGCGGAACCGGGCGUGUCCGCUGACUUGUGCGACGCUUUGCGAGGUUGUGUCAUUUGCCAUCAGUGGGCGAGCGGACCGGAAUCGCCCGCCAAGGGAUAUGGAUGGACGUGCGCUCCUUGCUACAGGCGGCACGAGCAGACUGUAGCGCUAGAGUCCGGUGGCCUGCCUGCUUCCCUUAGCUCCUCUUCCUCCGCAAGUGCCGCUGCAAUCGAGCCAGCAGCAACAGGCACGGACGCCAAUGGAGCACCACUACCUGCGGCUAGCUCAUUGCCUGAGGAUUCUACCGUCUUGAACCAACAGUACAUCAAAGCUCGGUUGGCAGCCACUGGCAGCCGAGGCGGUCGGCCGAGAAACAGCGGCGCACGGAGAGGUUUAGACAGUGACAGCUCCUUCGCUAAUACCCCGGAAGGCAGCCCUGCACCCGAAAAGACUCUCGACGACGUACGUGGGGUACGAUGCACGAACGGCUGGAACUACCGUUACUUUGGGCAACAUACAGAUGCUCUCGACGUCCUCGACCCCCACGACUCAAUCUAUCCCCGCGCCACAACUCGGCAUGGAAGCAAGUUCCAAACCGAGGUCCCGACCUGGGAGCAGCAGCAAGAGAUGGGUCUGGGCGUACCGCUGCGAGUGGAAGAAGGAGGCAGUGUCGUGAACGCCAACAGUAUUGCAAACGGCGCCACUGGCAGUGAUGGAGUUGCCAGCAGCUCGUCAAUAUCGGUCGCCGUCAAGAAGCCUAGAGGCAGGCCGAAGAAGAGUGUAAUUCGAGGCGCAGGUGGCGUAGACCGGGGCACGCCUCAAGGGGGGACUCCAGUCCCACCUGCUGUAACCGUGGCAGAGGGAGCCCUUGCCUCUGAGCGUGGUUCGGCAACCCCAGCUCCCGUAGCUACCCUCACACCGGUGCGAGAAUUUGAAAGAGGUACGGAUGAGAGCAUCGACGUGAUAUGCAACCUCUGUCACCUCAGCCCGAAGAACGAUCCGCAGAACAAGUUGCAGCUCUUUGAAGCGUACAUGGCAAGUGCCGCUUUCCACUUCAAGCCUCUUCCGCCUUACAAUGUGGACUUCAUGGAUCGAGCGGUACAGGUCUACUCCAAUCCGCAGAUUGAGCCGAUUGCUGCCCUUUCGGAAGUCUCGACUAGCAGCGCAGAAGACUUCCGUAUCGUUCAUUGGACUCAGAAGGAGAGGAAGGCCUUCGACGCGGCAGUACGAGAGCUUGGACUGGAAAUGAGGCAGAUCAAGCGGCUCAUUCCGACGAAGAAGCCGUCCGACAUUGUGCGCUAUUAUGCCACUUGGAAGAAUGAGCGAAUGAAGGAAGCUCAUGAGGCUGAGAAACUUGCUAUCGAGAAGGCGAAGGGAAAAGGCAAAAUGCCUACCGAGGCCGAUGCGGAGGCACCUGCAUCUACUCGUGCGGUCUCCCCAGCCUUGUCUCUCUUUGACGAGAAAGCGAUGAAGGAGGCUCCGACGAACAUCUCUUGCAAGAUGUGCUCUACUCAUGAGUCUCCUUUCUGGUACAAGGGCCCCUACGCUUGGCCUAAUCGCUUUUUGUGCUCGUACUGUGGCCUUUAUUGGAGGAAGUAUGCUGCUGAAGCCUCACACACAGAUCUCAUUGCUACAAAUCCCCGGAAACACCCUUCAAGUUCCUCUGCAGAGGCUCCUGCCGGUCUUGGAGUUGCUCCUCCGGUCAAGGUGGCGAAGUUGAGGCAAGGCGACAGUGCAAGAUCGGCUGCCGCAGGGCGAUCUUUAUCUGGCGCAGCCUCGGCUGAGACUUCCUCCCCCGCAGCCGUGCCCGUCGCUAUUGCCAAGCUUGACCCGAUCCGCUGCGUCAUGUGUCGACGGCUCGAGCCAAAGAAGAAGCUGCAGCAAUGCCGACAAUGCUCUCUCAGCGUGCACCAAGGCUGCUUUGGCCUUACAGAUGCCGAGGUCGCUGCCGAGGUCUGGACUUGCGAGCCUUGUACGAAUGAGAAGACGCUCGGUGCAGGCUUGGUGCCGAAGUGUGUCCUGUGUCCCUUGAGCGAUGGCUCAAUGACUGCAGCCGCUCAACGAGCUCGCAGCGGUGCACUCACCAACGGCAAUGGCGCGAAGUCCGCUACAAAUGGUAAUGCGCCUGCUGGAAGUGCAGCAGCAGGUGCUGCUGCCGAGGCUUUGAACGCUCUGGACGCCUUCAAGCCGACAGAAUGUAACAAUUGGGCUCACCUCAUCUGCGCAGCCUGGAUGCCGGACGUUGUCUUCACCGAUGCAGAGAGGAUGAAGCUAGUUGAAGGCGCUGGCCAUCUGCCGCUCUGGAGGUAUAGUGCUAUCUGCGAGAUCUGCAACACUGGCGGCACGAGCGAAGCCAUUGCUACUUCGAGCCCUCAUGGCGCAUGUCUACAAUGCUCAGAUGCGAGCUGCAGGCAUACUUUCCACGUCUCAUGCGCUUUCCAGAAUAGCGGAUACUCACUUGGCUUUGAGAUCAAUCCGGUCAAGAUCAGUAGACGUGAUGCUGUCUCUAUCGCGACGUUCAAGACCGAGACAGGCCACUGGACUGCGUUGGCAUACUGCAAAGCGCAUCGCGAUACGAUCAAGGACAAGGCGACGUACGACUUCUCUGAGGUGGAUCCAAAGACUGGAGCUACCGCUCUGCAGACGUACGUCAAGAGUCACAAGAGCAUCUUCAGCUCGACUGCCAGCGGCCAAAGCAACGGCGAUGCAUCCUCGGUCAGUGCUGCAGCCUCUACUACCGGGUCCACAGUGAGCCCCUCGACGAGCGUGGACCAGACAUACGCUCUGCUCAGACGAGCCAAGCGCUUCGACGUGGUCCUGAGCGAGGUGAGCAAUUGGACAAUCGAGGCAAGGAUUCGAGCUGCCAGCGGUGAAUUGGGAAUGAGCCCCACUCCGGCUCCGCAGCAGCAGCAGCAUCGGUCUACACCAGCUGCUUCGCUACCGAAGACAGAAGGCGCGAGUCAAAGUCUGCUUCCCUUCAAUGGAAGGUCUCACGUCAACGGAGGCAGCAAUGGCAGCAGCGCCAAACCGGCGAGGCGACCCAUGGAGCGCGAGGCGAUGCCACAUCCGGAGUCGGCCGUGCGGAAAACGGUAGGCAUGGAAGACGUAGUGGAAUGUCUCGCGUGCGGGACACGCCUGUCCCCCUUUUGGUGGCCUUUGCCUCGAAACGCGAGCGUCCCUGACAUGCCUGGACCGGGGACACAAGAGGGGCAAGAAGGUUGCAGGGUCUACACUGCAGGAGAGGGAGCUGUGUGCUGUAACAUCUGCAGGGGUCCAACUUUCGCGCACAUAGAGCGGGAGGAGCGGGAGAAGCAAGAGAAGCAAGAGAAGCAAGAGAAGGCGACUGUAGCGUAG